Clupea harengus (Atlantic herring) is the source of this 3657-nucleotide messenger RNA. It is a transcript of the gene fstb, whose product is annotated as follistatin b. Gene Ontology annotation, biological process: anatomical structure development. The record is from RefSeq and is a predicted model, not a curated record. Gene Ontology annotation, molecular function: protein binding; collagen binding; calcium ion binding. Lineage: Eukaryota; Metazoa; Chordata; Actinopteri; Clupeiformes; Clupeidae.
UUAUUGCUCUUAGCUUGACUGUUCUCUCCCUUGGUACGUCGCUUUGGACAAAAGCGUCUGCUAAAUGACUAAAUGUAAAUGUGAAUUCUCCAGUGUUUAAACUCAGAUAUGAAAUGAACAGUAAACACGACAUGUUGUGUGAAUAAGCUGUAGAAGUCCUAUAUGUUCUAUCGAUCAUCAUGUUCUGAGUUAUUUAUUGUGCUAUGCGCCUGUCUACGCACGGCUAUAUGACUCUUUUUUUCUGUGAGCUCUUUUGGCGCCAGCAGGUGUCUCCAGUUCAGAGCGACUGUGAUUUGCAUCCAGACCUCGAGUAACCCUGUGUUCACUGCAGUCGCAUAUAAGCUUAACGACACAAAGGCUAGCCUACUUUGGCCUAUGUAGCCCAUAUAGUAGGCUGUCAGGACAGUGGACAUUUUCUAGUGGUAGUCUAUAAAUCAUUACGUCAUUCCUGAAAUAGACGACCUUCAAUGCAUCACUCUGAAGCAUAUGUAGUCUGUGUUCCCUUCCAGAGCAAGUCAAUAAAAAAAAAUCUAAAAAACAAUUCGAGAUGCUGACUGACUGAAAAGCUCUUUGUCAAGGCACUGCAACUUUUUUUUUUUACGUUAGGCACAGACAUUGUAAUUCUCUCUGUCUACCGGCAGAGGGGUCGUUGUAACGCCUUCAGUUUUCUAUGUAGCAUCGUCUACCUGCGCAUUACCUCAGUACACUCGUGUCUACUACCUGAGGAGCGUGCUAAAGGAUUCUGGUCUAUUGCGCCACAAACACUGUAAUAUAAUACCUUUGACGAUUCCACAGCCUCUUUUGAAACAGGAUUUGUUAGGCUAUAUUUGCUAGUUUGACCCGGGGGAGGACCAAACAACUGUCUCAACUAUUAUUAGCACUCCGUGUCCCCCUCUAUUACUAUCAGUAAGAAUUCCCUGUAAUGGCCCACCUUUGAGGAUGAAUGCUCAUUAGUUUGGGUGGGAAUAUUCUUCUACGUCAGGCCAAAUCACAUUAAAUGUAUGCCAUUUUUAUGACCCACAAGCACCUCUUCAUCAUGUAGUUCAAAAAGAUAUCCUAAAGACUUUUAUCUAUAUUCACCUAUUUCAUAAACAAGCUCUGUAAGUCGCUGAUGAAUUUACAGUGGCUGUCCUCAACCGUUCCCAGAGACUGCCCCCCUGAUAUGCACAUUAAAUACCCAAAGCAGAGAUGCAAAUUAAUUUGGUCCUUUGCAAUCCGUCGGUCUAAAGAGGUAUGUCUGCAAUCAGAAAAAAACAGUCGGUAAGUCGCCACGACUGUCGCCAAACACUUCUGUUCGUCAGGAGAGUCGCAAGCCCCAUAAAGUCACCUGAUAUAUUUUGGUGAAGGGAACUUUUAUAAUACUUCCUCCACCCCCCACAACUUUGAAGACCGCCCACCUCAGACAUUCGGCAAGAGACCCUCACAUAGAUUUAAAAGCGAGUCAGAAUCCGGCUGAAUGACAGUCAUUGAGUGCAGGACAUCGUCAGCAGAAAUCUCAGCUGGCUAUCUUAGUCGCUCACACGUCCCACUUUGCCGAGGAUGCUACAGUCACUGCAGCUCCGCCAAAGCGUCAUCGCGCUUUUCUUGUGGUUCGCUCAUUUUAUGGAUGGACACAAAGUGCAAGCUGGCAAUUGCUGGCUUCAGCAAGGGAAGAAUGGAAGGUGUCAAGUCCUCUAUAUGUCUGGGAUGAGUCGGGAGGAGUGCUGUAGGGGAGGCCGCCUGGGAACGGCAUGGACCGAGGAGGAUGUUCCCAACAACACUCUUUUCCGGUGGUUGAUCUUCAAUGGCGGCGCUCCGAACUGCACACCAUGCAAAGAGACAUGUGACAACGUAGAUUGCGGUGCAGGAAAGAGGUGCAAGAUGAACAAGAGAGACAAGCCACGCUGUGUCUGUUCCCCCGACUGCUCCAACCUUACCUGGAAAGGCCCAGUGUGUGGCUCAGACGGCAAAACAUAUCGCAACGAGUGCGCCCUCCUCCGGGCACGCUGCAAACGCCACCCGGACCUCACCACCCAGUACCAGGGCAAGUGCCGAAAAACGUGCCACGACGUGCAGUGUCCAGGAACCUCGACGUGUGUGGUGGAUCAGAGCAACAGUGCCUUCUGCGUGACGUGCAACCGCCUGUGCCCCGAGGCCUCGCUACCGGAGCAGUACCUCUGCGGGAAUGAUGGGAUUGUUUACGCCAGUGCCUGUCACCUCAGGAGAGCCACGUGCAUCCUGGGAAGAUCCAUCGGAGUUGCCUACGAAGGAAAAUGCAUAGAUGCCCGGUCGUGCGUGGACAUCCCGUGUCGCAGUGGAAGGAAGUGUCUGUGGGACGCACAGAGCGGCCGGGGUCGCUGCGCCGCGUGCGAGGAGGUGUGUCACGAGGGCAACGCUGGGGAGAGUGUGUGUGCCAGCGACAACAGCACCUACCCCAGUGAGUGUGCCGUGAAGCAGGCUGCCUGCGAGAAGGGCCUGGUCUUGGAGGUCAAACACUCUGGGUCCUGCAACUCCCUCUCUGAAGAGCUGGAGGAGGAUGAGGAGGAUGAGGAAGAUGAGGACCAGGACUACAUGGAUUAUAGUUCUGUGUCUCCCCCUGUGAUUGGAUAGUCCAGCCAUGCUAACAGGACCCUGAGAUCUGGCCAGCAGAGUCGUGUGCAUAACUGUAUAUACUGCGUAUGCUUAUUUAUUUUCAAUGGGAGGAAACAGACGCAUUCAUGUCUCAUUGUGUGUUCUGGAUGUCUAUUUAUAAUACACAUUGUUUUUUUUUCUCAUCCUAUUUAUACAUCUGCAGUGUCUGACUGACUGUAUACGUAUAUCUCACGAUUUGUAUAUUACCCUCUAGAGAAAUAUUAUUUAUUAUGAGGUGCAAUGCUACCCAGUGAACAAUAGAAGUCUUUGGUAAGCUGUAUGUUGCCUAUGUGGUGAUCUGUACAAAUAUGGUAUGCUCUUGUGUUGGUCAUUUCUAUCUCUGGUCUUUGUGGAAGUGGAAUACAACGUUAACUUGCAUGUGGUUUAUUUAAUGGAAAAUCUGAUGCUCACUAAUAAAUGUAUGUCUGGUGUGAGAGGUGGAUCUGUUUUUGUUUACAAAUCAAAGCUGACCAAAGUGGCUUUGUUCAUUUUUUUUUUCUGAUGCAUCUUAUGUUUUCUGUUUCGAAGCGUUUCUGAUGCAUCUUAUGUUUUCUGUUUCGUAGCGUCUCAUGAUGCAUCGUAUGUCUUCUGUUUCGUAGCGUUUCUGAUGCAUCGUAUGUCUCCUGUUCCGAUGAUGGGUGAUAUUAUGACACCACAGCAAGUUUGUGUUCUUUUCUAAAUGAAAUCGUUAAAGAAAUUUUUUUUUUUUCCGGCUCCAUACUUUGGUCGUCUAAAAUGUGCCAUUGAUAAAGCUUGAACACCAUGUAUGCCGAUUCUUAUGCAGUCAGUGUUCUGUUCCAUACACUGCAACAGAACCACAGUGGUUUAUCAUGAUGUACAGGUGUUAACUCAAUAUCAAUCUUUGCAUUCUAUAUUUUUUUUCAUUAAUAUAUAUUUUUUCUCUUUAUGUAUUUUUUAAUGUUAUAGAUCAGUUAUAAAUUUAUAGUUUUGUAUUUUUUAAUGUAAAUGUGUAAUGUAUAUAAAUGGUUAUGACGCUAUUUGUAAAGCAAAAUACAGUCAUACAGUAAUAAAAAGUGUAUUCCAUGA